Neolamprologus brichardi is the source of this 1574-nucleotide messenger RNA. The record is from RefSeq and is a predicted model, not a curated record. NCBI's taxonomy places the organism in Eukaryota, Metazoa, Chordata, Actinopteri, Cichliformes, Cichlidae.
CUUGGACCACACAAGGCUAGCUGGACACAAGUGUGUGAGUGAGUAAACGCUGCUGCCAGUGGCCUGAAAUUAAGGUGAAAGCCAAAUCUCAGUAAAAUCGCAACACUGGUGCAAGUGCUAUGAUGAACCUGACAGAAGUUCAUGGCGGGAGCCUUUUUAAUGAAGCGAAUGCAUCUGACAAUUUUACCCUGGCCUCCCUGAACAUGCCAAUAAACAACACAAUCAAUAUACUAACUAUCCUCAACCUUUUUAUCACCAUGAUAUCCCUGGGCUGCACAAUGGAGAUUUUCAAAAUGAAGGCCUAUCUCUUCAAGCCAAAAGGAGUAGCCAUUGCCCUGCUGUCCCAGUUCUGCAUCAUGCCCAUUACCGCUUUCAGUCUUGCCAAAAUCCUGCAGAUGGAGCCCAUAAAGGCAGUGACCGUGCUUAUCUGUGGGUGCUGUCCUGGGGGAACCUUAUCAAACAUUUUUUCUCUUGUUAUGAAAGGCGACAUGAACCUCAGCAUUGUGAUGACCACUUGCUCCAACAUUGCAGCCCUGGGUCUGAUGCCUUUGCUGCUGUAUAUCUUCUCUCAAGGCUUCACUGGAUUGGAAAAUGCCAUGCCGUAUGUCGGCAUCCUCACCGCUCUUGCUUUCACCCUGGUGCCUUGUGCUUUCGGCAUCGCUAUUAAUCACUUCAAACCAAACACCGCAGUGACGGUCAAAAAAGUUGGUCUCAGUAUUUUGAUCAUCUCCAGCAUCAUUAUUUGCAUCCUGGCCUUCUAUAAUGUCAGAAAUGUAAUAUGGAUGAUCCUCAUGCCCGAUGCUCUUAUUGCAGCUUCACUGAUGCCCCUGAUUGGCUUUACACUGGGAUAUGCCACGUCUGCCUUAUGCAGACUCAGUCCACAAUGCAGCAGGACCAUCUCCAUGGAGACUGGAUGUCAAAACAUCCAGCUGUGCAUUACAAUCCUAAAGGUGGCCUUUUCUCCUGAGGUUAUUGGGGCCAUGUUUCUCUUCCCUCUGUUAUACAUCACAUUCCAGUGCGCUGAGGUCUUUCUCUUCACUCUGGGCUUCAGAUGUUAUCAAAGAGUCAAGCCACCAGCUGAGGACCAGUGUUGAUCCUCAAGACAGAGGCGAAGCGACCAUGAGAGCAUCAUUGAUGAUAUUCCAGCGCUGGCGAAGGGUACAAGGAACAGAUUCGCACAUGAGAGAAUAAAGCCACCCAGUGCCCUUACUUUAUGUCAUCUGCCUGUUCAAAGAUCAGGGCAGCGACACUGAGGAGGUGUCUCUUCAUAACGAUUAUUUAAGUGUCAUCUGCUCUUUUCACUCAGAUGUAUCUCAGAUGCAACAAUGAAAAAACUGUCCAACAGCCAACUGUAACACCUUAAAUUAUAUUUAAUUAAAAUGACUGUGAGAUAUAUACAGAGGAAACUUAAAUCUUUUGGUUUUUACAUAUAUUAAAAUACCAUUUUCACAAAAAAAAUAAAAUCCAUUCAACAAUCCCAAGGUAAACUCAAUGGACCAUCAAACAAAGUGAACACUUAACAUUACACAAUCUGUACACUUAUUUUUUUUGUGUUGGAUCUUCCCAACCACAUU